Molecule: messenger RNA, 501 nt
Organism: Plasmodium malariae
Lineage: Eukaryota; Apicomplexa; Aconoidasida; Haemosporida; Plasmodiidae
Product: 50S ribosomal protein L17, apicoplast, putative
Exons: 3
Coding region: 1-501 (166 amino acids)
Biological process (GO): translation
Cellular component (GO): large ribosomal subunit; ribosome
Molecular function (GO): structural constituent of ribosome
Source: RefSeq, a predicted model, not a curated record
AUGAAGACUUGUAUUUUAUUUUUUUUUUUAUGCAAAAACAUAUUAGCUUUUAUAUUAAAAAAGGAUGUAUCAAGAAAUUGUAUAAUAAAUAAAAUUAAUUUUAAAAAUACUCUAAACAAAAGAAAUAGCUUAUUAUUAGUCCACAAAAACUCAAACUUCCGGAAAUUAGGGAGACCGAGAGCCCAAAGGAGAGCCCUGCUUAGAGCCUUAACAACUAGUCUUCUAAGGCACGGAAAAAUUGUAACAACAGAAGCAAAAGCAAAGGAGGCUAGAAAAAAAGUGGAAAGGAUAAUAACAUAUGCAAAAAAGCACGACAACAAUCGACAGUAUGCAUAUAGGUUAAUAGCUAACUAUGUGUUUGAUAGAGAAUUAGCCCUAAAUGUAGUUAGGCAGGCCCCUAUAAAAUACAAGGAAAGAAAUGGUGGAUACACAAAAAUAAAACUUUUACCCAGAAGUAGAAAAGGAGAUGCAGCAAGGAUGGCUACGUUGGAACUUUUGUAG